Lucilia cuprina (Australian sheep blowfly) is the source of this 1097-nucleotide messenger RNA. RefSeq names its product chorion protein S36 (gene Cp36). Lineage: Eukaryota; Metazoa; Arthropoda; Insecta; Diptera; Calliphoridae. Bases 80 to 889 code for a protein of 269 amino acids. The transcript has 2 exons. The record is from RefSeq and is a predicted model, not a curated record.
CAAAAUCAAUAAGCAGUAAAAGUUGUGGGUUUUUAAGAGAGAGCCUAACCCCCUAAACAAACGCAAAAUUUUAGUAAUUAUGAAUCCUCAUUUAAUUUUAGCAUUUGUUGCCAUUGCUUUACCGUUUGCAGCUGCUGGCUAUGGUCACGCUCCAUAUGGUCAAGGCGGCUAUGCUGGCAAUGGUGUUGAAGAACUUAUUAAUGCUGCUACUGCUAACCAACAAGCAGCUGCUGCUUCACUUACCGCCACCGCCGAUGUUGGUGCCUCACCUGCCGCUCAAGCUGGUUUAGCUCAGGCCAAUGCCCAACUCCAAGCUUUGAAUGCCAAUCCUUCCUAUCAAAAUCUCAAAAAUUCAGAUACCAUUGCUGAAACUUUGGCUGAAAACACUUUGGCUUCGAAUAUACGUCAAGGCAACAUUAAUGUGGUGGCUCCCAAUGUUGUGGGACAAACCGCAUUCCGUUCCCUCUUGGUUCCUCAAGGUUUAAAUAAUCAUCAAGUUAUUGCCACACAACCUCUACAACCCAUUAUUGUCAACCAACCCGGUUCACCACCCGCACAAAUUAGCAGUGGUCCCCCGGCUGUAGUUAGAGCUGCUCCCGUUGUGUACAAAUUGAAACCUUCCAUUAUCUACCAACAAGAAGUUAUCAACAAAGUACCCACACCUCUUAGCCUCAACCCAGUAUACGUUAAAGUAUACAAACCCGGCAAGCAAGUCGAUGCUCCCGUUUCCGCUCCUGUUUAUGGUCAAGCUGCCAGUUCUUUUGGUGGUAGUUCAUCAGCUGGUGCCUCUGCUGGAGCUGGAGAAGUUUCGUAUGGUGGUGCUCAAUACGCCAGCGCCGCUCAAUAUGUAGCUCCUCAACCUGCCUAUGGAGCUCAGCCAGCAUAUUGAUUUGGCCAGAGUAUAGUUUAAAUUUUAAAUUAUUUACACGUUGACUCGAAUUUUAUUCGUAAUAUAAUUAGGUUACGUGAACAUUUUGUACUCAAUAAAAAAAUGUUAUUUUUUAUACAUAAAUUUUAAAAAAUGUGUGCAUUACUUUUUAAAGUUUUUUAAUAAAUAAACCAAAGAUUAACAGAGUUAAGAAGGAAUAAUAUUAAAA